Canariomyces notabilis is the source of this 1917-nucleotide messenger RNA. RefSeq names its product acid protease. Gene Ontology annotation, biological process: proteolysis. The transcript is spliced from 6 exons. Bases 116 to 1720 code for a protein of 534 amino acids. NCBI's taxonomy places the organism in Eukaryota, Fungi, Ascomycota, Sordariomycetes, Sordariales, Chaetomiaceae. The record is from RefSeq and is a predicted model, not a curated record. Gene Ontology annotation, molecular function: aspartic-type endopeptidase activity.
UGUUGGUCACGGUGUAGCAGGCCAUGAUCGACAAGCCGAACCGCUCUUCCAAACAUUGUUUCUACCCUUAGUCCAUCCAUUGUACCUGGCGAUACCAAACGAAGUGGCUUGAAAAAUGCUAAGCAGCGCCCUCGUAUGCCUCCUGCUCUUCGUCACGGCAUAUCAUGGCGCUGUCAUAGCGAGCAGUCCCCGUCUCCCGCUCGGCAACCGAGGCGAAGCAGGUGCUCCGCAGAAACCAGGCUAUGUUCGGAUGCCGGUAUCCCGACACAGGUUCAAUGGCACAGGAAGGUGGCCGUGGGGAUGGCACUGGUCGCCGCCCCCGGGGUUUCCGGGACCAUGGCCGUGGCCCGGGUCCCCUUCGCCCUUCCAACCGACGGGGACUUUCUCUCCGCAAGGUCCGAAUCCCUGGCCCACACCACAAUCAGGAUAUCCAUCAAUACCAUGGCCUUCUUUCUCGUUUCCUACCGCAUCUCUUAACGUGCCGAACCGGCCGCCAAAUCUCCCCCCAACUUCGUUAUCUUCUUCGGCAAGACCCAAAACUACAUCGGCGACCAAGGCGGUAUCAACUCUAUCAACAGCAUUGCCAGCAACUCCUCAACCACCAGUGCGCCGGCAGGCCCCAGUAGACCGACGAUGGGGAUGGUCGAGUUUGCAAGAGUUGGGCGGCAUUGCCUACAUCCUUGAAUUGCAAAUCGGGACUCCGCCCCAAAAGAUCAAGGUCUUUCUUGACACGGGGUCAUACGAGCUGUGGGUGAAUCCCAAGUGCAACACGUCGGCGUCCGAGGCCAUCUGCCAGAGCCACGGCAUCUAUUAUCCCAACAAGUCCAACUCCUCCAUGUACGUGGGCGGCGACUUUGCUGUUACGUACGGCACGGGAGCAGUCAAGGGCAGCUACUGGUCAGAUAUCAUGAGCAUAGCAAUGUUUCAGAUACCCCAAGUGCAGUUCGCUGUUGCGAGUGACAGCAACUACACGUUUUCCGGCAUCCUGGGCCUGGGAUAUGCAUACCCCUACUCCAUCAACUACCCGAGCGUCCUGAAUCUGAUGGUGUCACGAAAGCUGAUAUUGGCGCCGAUAUUCAGCCUGGGAUUAGGGGGUGACGGAGACGGAUUCAGCGAGAUCAUCUUUGGCGGCGUCAACAGGUGGAAGUUUGCCGGGCCUCUGGAGCCCGUGUCCAUCUGGCCUCCCAUCUCCGAGCAAGACCCGAGAUGGAUCCAAUACUGGGUCAACGUAACCUCGGUGGGCAUCACCAAACCCGGCGAAAGCCCCGUCAUCUACACACCCCGAGAGACCUUCGUCAUGCCGACGCUGAUCGACACGGGCUCAACACUAUCCUACAUCCGCGAGGACCUGGUCGCCACCAUCGGCCAACAAUUCCAGGCCACCAUUGACGCCCAGGGGAACUAUAUAGUCGACUGUUCCUGGCGCAACAGGAGCGGCACCGUCGACUUUGGCUUCAACCGCGGCCGCAUGGUCAUCAACGUGCGCUACAAGGACUUUAUCUACCAGCAGUACCCGGGCCAUUGCAUGUUGGGUGUGCAGCCGGCAGACGUGGGCUCGACGAAUUUUGUGCUGGGGGAUACCUUUAUCAGGGCGGCGUAUUUGGUUUUUGAUCAGCAGUCCGACAUAGUGUGGAUGAAUCAAUACUAUAACUGUGGAGACGGUGUGGUAACCGUUGGCGAGACACCUAAAGACACAAAAUACAUUGUCGGUGCGUGUUAGUCUUUACCCUGUCGUAGUUGACACGAGUUUGGUUGGUUGAAGGGUUACUAUCUGGAUAGAGGAGAAAGAGAUUCACAGUGAGGGGAAACCAUGCAGGUAUCGCACCAAGGAGUCUCCAGAAAAGGGGCAGGGGCUGCCGAGAAGGGGCGACUUGCAUGUAGGGCCUAGGUGCAAACUUUCGAUACCGUAGACGAUGU